GUCCCACCCGCCGCCGCAGCCCUCCUCCCUCGCUGUCUUACGGCAUUUGCCUGAGUCGGCCUGACGGCGCCUUUGCGACGCCAGUCCUCGCUUGACGGAGAGGAAGCCGGAAGUCGCCGCCGCCGUCGUCCCCUCCCCGUCCCCGCCCGCCGGGUGCAGCCGGAGGUUGACAGGUCGAGGCGGGGAGGCGGCGGCGGCGGCACAGCCGGACGCCCGACACGGAGACUCCAUGGGGAACGCUCCGAGUCACAGCAGUGAAGACGAAGGGGCUGCCGCCGGGGGCGAGGGCUGGGGCCCGCACCAGGGCUGGGCGGCCGACUCGGGCACGGUUGCCGGCUCGGGCCCCGCGGCUCCGGCGCUGCCGCCCGCCGCUGCGCUGCUGGAGCCGGCCCGACUGCGAGAGGCGGCGGCGGCGCUGCGGCCCGCUCCGCCCUGCGAGUCUCUGGUGUCCAGGCACCACGGCGCGCUGCUGCGCUGGCUGGAGGAGCGGCUGGGCCGCGGUGAGGAGUCCGUCACCCUGGAGCAGUUCCGGGAGCUGCUGGAGGCUCGCGGCGCCGGCUGCUCGGGCGAGCAGUUCGAGGAGGCCUUUGCCCAGUUCGACGCAGAGGGCGAUGGCACUGUGGACGCCGAGAGCAUGCUGGAGGCCCUCAAGCAUUCCAGCGGCGCUAACCUCCAGGGCGAGCUGAGCCACACCAUCCGGCAGCUGCAGGCCUGCUCCCUUGUCCCAGGUUUCAUCGACAUCUUCUCAGAGUCGAAGGAGGGGCUGGGUGUGCACGCGUCCCUGAUCCUGCGCUUCCUGCACCGCAACCGGCUCUCCGGCACAGCCGUGCCCUGCCCCAUGCUGGACCACUGCGCCAACGUGUGUGCCAUGAGGGCCUCUGUUCUCAAGGAGUCCUUGGACCAGCUGCUCCAGAGGGAGAAGGAGAGUCCUGGAGAUCUAACCGGAAGCCCGGAGAUGGAUAAACUCAAGUCAGUAGCGAAGUGUUACGCUUACAUAGAAACCUCGUCAAACCCUGCUGACAUUGACAAGAUGACAAAUGGAGAAACGUCAUCGUACUGGCAGUCGGAUGGCAGUGCCCGCUCGCACUGGAUCCGCUUAAAAAUGAAGCCAGACGUUGUGCUUCGACACUUGUCCAUAGCGGUGGCUGCCACUGACCAGAGCUACAUGCCGCAGCAGGUGACAGUAGCCGUGGGGAGGAGUGCCAGUGAUCUGCAGGACGUUCGCGACGUGCACAUUCCCAGCAAUGUCACCGGCUAUGUGACUCUGCUGGAGAAUGCCAACAUCAGUCAGCUCUAUGUCCAGAUUAACAUAAAACGUUGUCUUAGCGAUGGAUGUGACACUAGAAUUCAUGGUCUGAGGGCUGUUGGCUUUCAGAGAGUUAAGAAGUCUGGGGUCUCGGUGUCAGAUGCUUCUGCAAUCUGGUACUGGUCUCUGCUGACCUCUCUGGUGACGGCGUCCAUGGAGACAAACCCUGCCUUUGUCCAGACGGUGCUGCACAACACGCAGAAGGCACUGCAGCACAUGCCUCCGCUCUCCCUCUCACCAGGAUCUACAGAUUUCUCUACUUUCCUGUCUCCCAACGUUCUAGAAGAAGUGGACAGCUUCCUCAUACGGAUAACUAGCUGCUGCUCGACUCCUGAGGUGGAGCUAACCCUUCUGGCCUUUGCACUGGCAAGAGGAAGUGUUGCCAAAGUGCUGAGCUCUUUGUGCACCAUCAGCGAGCACCUGGACACGCAGUACGAUGCCUCGUCCCUCAUCGCCUCCAUGGCGUCCGUCAGGCAGAGCCUGCUGCUUAAAUACGGUAAACCUCUUCAGCUGAUCCUUCAGGCCUGCGAUGUCAAAGGGAAAGAAGAGAAGUCAGGCCCAGAAAACCUCCUGGUGGAGCCGUGGACCAGAGAUGGGUUUCUUACAGAGACUGGGAAGACCAGAGCAAGUACCAUUUUUUCUACAGGAACUGAAUCUGCAUUCCAAGUUACACAGAUCAGAAUUAUGGUUCGACGUGGUGGCAUUGGUGCCCAGUGUGGGUUGGUGUUUGCCUAUAACUCCUCUUCUGAUAAAUUCCAUGCAGAAGAACACUUCAAGAGGUUUGAAAAAUAUGACAAAUGGAAGCUUCAGGAAUUCAGGCAAUUUGUAAAAAGCAGGGCUGGUUGCCCCUCUGAGGAGCUCGGAGAGGAUGACCCCGUUGGCUGGUUUGAGCUGGAAGAAGAGUGGGAUGAAGCGGACGUGAAGUUGCGGCAGUGCAGAGUAGCCCAGUACCUGAUGGUGAAGUUCCUGUGCACGCGCCAGGAGUCGGCGGAGCGCUUGGGCGUGCAGGGCCUCAGCAUCAGCGGGUAUCUGCGGCCAGUGAGCGCGGAAGCGGAGCAGCCUGCUGUCUGCACCCUCUGCAGGAAGGACGGGGAGGACAGCAUCUGUGGGGCCACCCUGCUCCUCAGGACACUUCAGUUUACUCAGCAGCUCGCCCAUGACCUGGUGCAGCAGAAGGAAAGCGGCUUAAAAUACAAAUCUUUUCUGGACUUCGCGGGUCUUGAUUUGCAAAUCUUCUGGAAUUUUUACAGUAAAUUAAAGCAAAACCCGAGGGAAGAAUGCAUCUGUGCCCAAACCCUGCUUCUGCGUCUCCUCCAGAGCUGCUUCUCCGUGCUGCAGAGGGACGGGCCAGCUGCCUGCCCGCAAGCAAAGGCUCCCCGGCAGAGUCCUGCAGGGGCCAUGGCCGCCAAGGAGCUCCACACACAUUUAUGUGACGUGGUGGACAGGGUGGACGGAGACUCUGCACCCGUGGAAACGUUAAAACAAGAAGUCAGGAAUACCCUUCUCAAUGGGGCUGCCGUCUUCUUUCCUGACCGACAGAGCCGGCGGGACCAUCUCUUCGCCAUGAUGAAGCACGUCACCGAACAGGAGCACAAGCAGUCCCUGCAGCUCACUUUCCGUUCGCUGUGCGCCUAUUUUAGUGAUAAGGAUCCAGGUGGCCUCCUGCUCUUGCCUGAGAAGGGUGAUGUGGCCGACCUGAACAACCCUGAAGUACUAGCAGUCACAAGCACCCUCCUGUCCGUCGCUGCCCGAGAGUGUGAACUGCUGGUGCUCACGGGUGCCCAAGGGGAGGCUGGCUCCGUGCUGCUGUCCCUGUUCUGGGCCGUCCAGGGCAGCCUGCUCUCCUGGUGCUUCCUGCAGCUGAAGAGCGCCGACCCCGCAGCCAGAGGCCGUGCCGCCGACCUGCUGGAGCAGUAUGUGAGGCAGUUUCUGGCAAGCAUGAGAGUGAUUUUAGAAUCCCUCUUGUCACAGCACAGUGGAAAAACCAUCGUAGAAAAGUUAUGUAACUCGGUGUUUUCGAUGGCAGCUCGUCAACUGGUCAUCUUCCUGCUGGACUUCUGUGCGUUGGACGUCCCCCACUGCACGCUGCUACGCGAGUUCAGCACGCUGACGGGGCUGCUGAGGCGGCUCUGUGCCGACCCAGAAGGGCCGCUCAAUAAGCUCGACGCAGAGACGUGGCAGCAGGAGUGUCCCGUGGUGUUACAUACCUGGACAAAGGAGUCUGCCCACAACUAUGAAAACAACUGCCACGAGGUGUCUGUCUUUGUGAGCCCGGGGGCAACCUACUUUGAGGUGGAGUUUGAUGAGCGGUGUGAGACGGAGAAAAGGUAUGAUUAUCUGGAAUUCACUGACGCCAGAGGAGGAAAAACACGCUAUGACACCAAGGUCGGCACCGAGAAGUGGCCCAAGAAAGUGACCUUUAAGGCUGGCCCCCGGCUGCAGUUCCUCUUCCACUCUGACAGCAGCAACAAUGAGUGGGGCUACAAGUUCACCGUCACCGCCUACGGCCUGCCCGAUGUGGCCGUGUCCUGGGCGCUGGACUUGCAGCUGCUCGUUUCCCGACUGAUGGGACGCCUGGCCGCCCAGUGCAUGGCGCUCAAGUCCGUGCACCAGUUCGGGAGUGACAUGGUGGUGCCUCCCGCAAAAAUGGCUUCAGUCCUGAACUCCCCGCUGUGGAAACCUGUCUUCAGGCAUCAGCUGAGUCCAGAGUUGGGAUUAGCAGCGAGCUGGCCCACUCCCCCGCACCAGGAUAGUAAGGAGGUCAAGAAUAUCCCCGACGAUCCCUGCCACCACUUUCUUCUUGAGUUUGCACAGUCAGACCCUGCCCAGAACUUCUGUGGGCCAUUUUCAGAACUUUUCAAAGGAUUCAUACAGGCAUGUAGAAAACAGGCCCCAAAGACAGAUAUAGUUGCUGGUUCCACUAUUGAUCAAGCUGUGAACGCCACCUUUGCUGCUCUGGUGUGUCGUACUCCAGGCUUGUAUGAGAAGCUGCAGAAAUAUGUAAAAAGUGGGGGCAGCACAGCCCUGAGCGAGGAGUUUGCCCAGGUCUAUUGCUUGGCAGACGGCAUUCGAAUAUGGAUGCUGGAGAUGAAGCAGAAGUCCCUGAUGACGCUGGGGGAUGAGGCAGAAGGAAGGCGCGGGUCAGAAGCUGCUGAGGUGAACCCCGAGGGCCUGGCAAAAGAGUGUAUUCAGAAGAGUCUCCUGUUACUAAGAUUUUUGCCUGUGGGAGUGAGUUCAAAGGAAAGCUGUGACGGGCUGGUGGCUGCAGAUGAAACAGAUCACCUCCAGCCACGGGACAGGCGUCCGAGGACGAGCUCUGUGGUCGAGGAGCAUUUCCGGGCUUCCGUGUCGCCUGUGGAAGUGGGCACCCCUGCUGCAGGCGACGGGGGUCCUGGCUCGGAUGUGCAGCCGAAGCUGCCACCCAGCAGCGGGCCCACUGCUGCCGACCUGUCCUCUGCCACCACCGAAGAGCCCUUGUCACCUUCUGCCCCCGCCCGGCGGCCUCCCUUCGCCCGAGGACGACUCCGGCUGCUCUCCUUCCGGUCUGUGGAGGAAGCCAGGCCAGCGCCCACUGUGAAGGAGAAGUACCCCGUGCUGAAGGACGUGCUGGACUUCAUCAAGGACCAGUCCCUCUCCCACGACAGCGUUGUGAAGGUUCUUGCCUUAAGGAAGGCCCAGGCACAGAGUGUCCUUGAGGUCCUGAGGAUCAUUCAGUACUGCUUGGAGUCCCUCGGACAGCCCCACUGCUUCCACCCGCCAUAUGUGCUCUUCCUGCUGGAGCUGCUGACCUGCCAGAAGGAGUUUACCAACUACUUCGUGCACUUGGAGGGCUGCGGUGCGCGCCUGCACAAGGAGGUUCGCGACACUUACUACCAGUUUGUCCUGCUGCUGGUCGAGGCGGUGAAAGGGUUUCGCAGCAUAAAUGACAGGUCCUUGCUGCCUGCCUUGUCCUGUGUGCAGACGGCCUUGCUGCAUUUUUUGGAUAUGGGCUGGGAACCCGGCGAUCUCGCCUUCUUUGUGGACAUUCAGUUGCCGCAUCUCCUCAUGAAGAUGUCACAAGAAAAUAUAAGCGUCCACGACAGUGUGAUCAGCCAGUGGAGUGAAGACGACGAGCUUGCCGAUGCCAAGCAGAAUUCAGAAUGGAUGGACGAGUGUCAGGACGGCAUGUUUGAGGCCUGGUAUGAAAAAAUAGCCCAGGAAGAGCCGGAGAAGCAGAGGAAAAUGCACAUGUUCAUUGCUCGCUACUGUGACCUGCUCAACGUGGACAUCUCCUGUGAUGGCUGUGACGAGAUUGCGCCCUGGCACCGCUACCGAUGUCUGCAGUGCAGCGACAUGGAUCUCUGCAAGACCUGCUUCCUAGGCGGGGUGAAGCCCGAGGGCCAUGGAGACGACCACGAGAUGGUCAGCAUGGAGUUCACCUGUGACCACUGCCAGGGUUUGAUCAUCGGCAGGAGGAUGAACUGUAAUGUGUGUGAUGACUUUGAUCUCUGCUACGGGUGCUACGCGGCAAAGAAAUACUCCUAUGGCCACUUGCCCACGCACAGCGUCACGGCCCACCCGAUGGUGACCAUCCGCAUCAGCGACCGGCAGAGGCUCAUCCAGCCGUACGUCCACAACUACGCCUGGCUGCUGUUCGCUGCCCUGGCACUCUACAGCGCACACCUGGCCAGCGGGGAGGACGCGGCCGGGGAGAGGCUGGGCCCCCGGGAGCACAGCAGCGCCAGCGCCCUGCGCAGCCAAUGCCUGCAGCUCGCUGGGGACUGUCUGAUGCAGGCCCACCAGGGAAAAGGUCUGAAAACUCUGUGUCUUCUCGGUAUACUGCCGGAUGGGGAAUCUGGUCCAGACCGCCGGGCCCCACCUGUCGCUGUGCCCAGCCGUGCACUGGAGGAGGACAGAGCUGUCCGCGCUGUGGAGGACCCGUUGCAUGCAGGCCCUUCUGUGCUCUGCCAUGGCAAGAGAGAUGGUCCAGAGGAAGUCGGGCCUUUAGACAGCAAGCAGGCAAGUAAGGCAGACGAAGAAGGCGUGUCAUUGGCGAAGGGUCCUCCGUGCCAGACUCAGGCUUCCAACUCACCUGCGGAUGGAGGCACAGCUCCCAGGCGUCCAGAUGCUGAAAAUGCGGGCGUGUUGUCUCAGAAGCCCCUCGAGGAGAAAGCGGUUCCUGGAAGCCCCGAACAGGUGUUUGCUGAGUGCUCCCAGAAGAGGAUUCUGGGGCUGCUAGCGGCCAUGUUACCUCCCUUAAAGUUGGACCCCACGGUGCCCGUGAUGCCCCUGGAGCGCGUCCUUCCACUCAUGUUCCAGGUUGUCAUCUCAAACGCAGGCCAUCUGAACGAGACCUACCACCUCACACUGGGGCUCCUCGGCCAGCUGAUCGCCCGCCUCUCACCAGCAGAGGUGGAUGCCGCGGUGGUGACGGUCCUCUCCGCGGAGCACGCCCUGUUUGCCUCAGGGGACAGUUCCGUUGUGCCUGACGGCUGGAAGACCACACACCUGCUCUUCAGCCUGGGGGCGGUGUGUCUGGACAGCCGCGUGGGCUUGGACUGGGCGUGCUCCAUGGCGGAGAUCCUGCGCUCGCUCAGCGGUACGCCCCGGUGGCGGGACGUUAUCGCCACCUUCACAGACCACUGUGUCAAGCAGCUGCCUUUCCAGCUGAAGCACACCAACGUCUUCACCCUCCUGGUGCUGGUCGGCUUCCCGCAGGUUCUCUGCGUGGGCACCCGCUGUGUGUAUAUGGAUAACGCCAAUGAGCCACAUAACGUCAUCGUCCUGAAGCACUUCACAGAGAAGAACAGGGCUGUGAUCGUCGAUGUCAAAACCCGGAAGAGGAAAACAGUGAAGGACUACCAGCUGGUGCAGAAGGGACAGGAGUGCAGCGGCUCUCAGGCCCAGCUGAGCCAGUACGCCCAGCACUUGGCCUUCAUCGCCAGUCACCUUCUGCAGACCAGCGUGGACAGCCACUGUCCUGAGGCCGUGGAAGCUACCUGGGUCCUGUCUCUCGCCCUCAAAGGACUCUACAAAACGCUGAAGGCUCACGGUUUCGAAGAGACUCACGCGACCUUCCUUCAGACGGAUUUGCUGAAGCUCCUGGUGAAAAAGUGCAGCAAAGGGACCGGUUUCAGUAAAACGUGGCUCCUGCGGGACCUGGAGAUUCUGUCCAUCAUGCUGUACUCCUCGAAGAAGGAGAGCCACACCUCGGCCGAGCACACAGCCCCGGAGCGAGACGAGCGAGGGGACCCCGAGGACGAAGUAGAGGGCAUGGUCAGCAGCCCCACCGAGCCGGAGCAGAAGAAGCUGGACCCUCUGGAGAGCCUGGACGAGCCCACCCGAAUAUGUUUCUUGCCCCGUCUCUCCUGUGCUUCCUCCCGUGGCCUCCAGAUGGCGCACGACGCGCUCCGUGCCCCGCUGCACGUCCUCCGGGCCAUCUACGAGCUGCAGAUGAAAAGGACUGACUCCUUCUUCCUGGAGGUUCAGAAGAGGUUCGACGGGGAUGAGCUCACCACGGACGAAAGGAUUCGGACCCUGGCUCAGAGGUGGCAGCCCAGUGGGGGUCUGAGGCUGGAGGAGCAGAGUGCCAAAGCCGUGGACACAGACAUGAUUAUCUUACCAUGCUUGGCCCGGCCCACACGCUGUGAGCAGGCCACAGCCGAGUCGAACCCCGUGAGCCAGAAGCUCAUCGCCAGCACGGAGAGUGAGCUGCAGCAGAGCUACGCCAAGCAGCGGCGCAGCAAGAGUGCUGCCCUCCUGCACAAGGAGCUGAACAGCAAGAGCAAGCGGGCCGCCCGCGACUACCUGUUCCGCGUCAACGAGGCCACAGCCGUGCUGUACGCCCGCCACGUGCUGGCCUCCUUGCUUGCCGAUUGGCCGGGACACGUGCCAGUGAGUGAGGACACCCUGGAACUCAGUGGCCCGGCCCACAUGACCUACAUCCUGGACAUGUUCAUGCAGCUGGAAGAAAAGCAUCAGUGGGAAAAGAUUCUGCGGAAGGUGCUCCAGGGCUGCCGAGGGAGCAUGCUGGGGACCAUGGCCCUGGCUGCGUGCCAGUUCAUGGAGGAGCCUGGCAUGGAGGUGCAAGUCAGGGAGUCGAAACACCCCUAUAACAAUAACACCAACUUUGAGGACAAAGUCCACAUCCCUGGUGCCAUCUACCUGUCGGUCAAAUUCGACCCGCAGUGCAGCACAGAGGAGGGCUGCGACGAGCUGGCCAUGGCCAGCAGUAGCGACUUCCAGCAGGACCGACACACCUUCAGUGGGUCGCAGCAGAAGUGGAAGGAUUUUGAGCUCCCAGGAGACACUCUGUACUACCGCUUCACCUCGGACAUGAGCAACACGGAGUGGGGCUACAAAUUCACUGUGACGGCGGGACACCUGGGGCGGUUCCAGACAGGGUUCGAGAUUUUGAAGCAGAUGCUGUCAGAAGAAAGAGUCAUUCCGCACCUGCCCCUGGCCAAAAUUUGGGAGUGGCUGGUGGGUGUGGCUUGUCGCCAGACUGGGCAUCAGCGGUUGAAAGCCAUCCACCUGCUCCUGAGGAUUGUCCGAUGCUGCACCCACAGUGACCUCUGUGACCUUGCGCUGCUGAAGCCGCUGUGGCAGCUCUUCACGCACAUGGAGUAUAGCCGGCUGGAGGACGUGACGCAUCCUGGCAUCCUGCUGCCCCUGCACCGCGCCCUCACGGAGCUGUUCUUCGUCACGGAGAACCGAGCCCAGGAGCUCGGCCUGCUGCAGGAUUACCUGCUGGCCUUAACCACAGACGACCACCUUCUCCGCUGCGCGGCACAGGCUCUGCAGAACAUUGCUGCCAUCAGCCUGGCCAUCAACUACCCGAACAAGGCGACCGGCCUCUGGAACGUCGAGUGCUAGCCUUUGCUGUGGCCUGCACAGAAAGGGGGCGUCUGUCCACAAGCGCUCACACGGACAUCUGAACUCAUUCAGGAAAACGCCCGGCCCCCCUUGAGCUCCCACUCCCAUUCCUAGCAGAAUGCCAGGCAGCCUGCGUCCGAGCAGCAGCCGCGUCACACGCUCGCGCCGGCACGAUCAUGGCAUGUGGGAGCGAGUGCCACAGGGCUGCUCAGAGGGUCAGCCCAGGAAGGUCUGAAGGAGCCUCUCUGGAAAGGGUUCUGUCUCUGGAGCUGCUGCACAUGGCCUUCCUGUGAAGCCGGAGUUGGCCCCAAGCUGCCUUCCUCAGGAGGACCUGGAGCGGCAGCCUGGCCUGGGAGCUCUUCUUGCGGUCUUGCAUCUGGAGACUGGGCAGCCCCAACCAAAGCCGGGGAGAGCUCGUCAUGGCCACCUGCUGGUGCCCACGUGGCCGUCUCACGGAAGUCCUCAGUGAGCAGGUGUCCGUGGUCACAGCCGGUGGGCUGCCCGUGGGCAUUGCUCUCGCUCCGACUCCCCGCACGUCUGCGUUUUGUUGUUUUCUCCUGUUUCAGUUUCCGCCUGACAUUCUCAGAACAGAACCACGUGACUCCCUUGUGAGGCCUCCAGGGGGCCCAAUGGAACAGUCAUCCAGGGGACACGCUGCUCUUGGGAAAGCUUCUGUACUUAAAGACUCGAAGUGUUAUCAGAUGGAUCUUAUUUUAGAAGUAAAAAAAAAA
Mustela erminea (ermine) is the source of this 9891-nucleotide messenger RNA. It is a transcript of the gene ZZEF1, whose product is annotated as zinc finger ZZ-type and EF-hand domain containing 1. The transcript has 55 exons. Gene Ontology annotation, molecular function: zinc ion binding; calcium ion binding; ubiquitin-like protein ligase activity. The coding region runs from base 230 to 9160 and encodes 2976 amino acids. Gene Ontology annotation, biological process: regulation of synaptic plasticity; protein ubiquitination. The record is from RefSeq and is a predicted model, not a curated record. Gene Ontology annotation, cellular component: postsynapse. Lineage: Eukaryota; Metazoa; Chordata; Mammalia; Carnivora; Mustelidae.